AUGGAAGGUCGUGCAGCCGCGCGCAGCUCUCGCGCCUCUCGCACCUCUCUCAACUUCAAGAGUGGUCUGUCUCUGUGGUUGGUGGUGUGGUUGUUGGCAUGUCGCUGUGCCCCUGGGAAGGCAUGUCCAAAGCUGUGUGUGUGCUACCAUACACCCCUGACGGUCAGCUGCCAGUCUCAGAACUUCACCUCUGUCCCGGCUGGUGUGCCCUACGACUCCCAGCGCGUCUUCUUGCAGAACAACCGCAUUACAGAACUCAGGGCUGACUCCUUCGGCUUCGAGACACAGGUCCUAUGGUUAUAUUCAAACAACAUCUCAUGGAUUGAGGCAGGUGCCUUUAGCAACCUGCGCAUCUUGGAAGAGCUUGAUCUUGGAGACAACCCAUCCUUGCGGCUUGUAGAGGGUGGUGCCUUCCGGGGUCUCGAGCGCCUUCAGAGCCUGCACAUGCAUCGGUGCGGCCUGACUGAGCUUCCCGCUGACCUCUUUUACAAGCUCUACAGCCUGCAGUUCCUCUACCUGCAGGAAAACCAGUUAAACAAUUUGCCAGAUGGUGUCUUUUCUGAUUUGGUCAAUCUAACACACUUGUUUCUGCAUGGAAACCGGCUCCGCGUACUCUCUGAGAAUGCCUUCCGUGGCCUGGUCAACCUUGACCGGCUGCUGCUGCAUGACAACAAGAUCCGGCAGGUGCACCGCAGGUCGUUCCGAGACCUGGGCCGGCUUACCAUCCUCUACUUGUUUAAUAACGCGCUGCGUGAGCUGCCGGGCCAGACGCUCAAAGACACCACAGGUUUGCAGUUCCUGCGCCUCAACGACAACCCGUGGGCAUGCGGCUGUGAGGCAAGGUCGCUCUGGCAGUGGUACCGUGAUGCACGUGUGUCCAGCUCCGAGGUAGUCUGCACCUCACCGGCAUCACGCGAGGGCCAAGAUCUGCGCUUCAUGCGCGAGCUUGACUUUGCGACCUGCCCUCUGCCUGACCCCGGCUCGCUGAGCGGCACCACCACUACCACGUUCAGCACCAAGACGCGCUGGUGGUUCUCCAAGAACAAACCAGCUGCCUCAGCCAAGGGUGUCUACCACAAGGGUGCUGACUUGCCCAAGGCUUUCCCAUUCAAGUCGGUAAAGAAUGCACAUUCCGCGGCCGUAUCAGCGGCUGCAGCUUCAGCGUCAAAGUAUGAGCUGGCACCGGAGGAGGCUGCGUUGCCCAAGUUGGAGCCGGAAGAGUACUGGGCCAACUACGGCAACGAAGAUGCCUCAGUCCGAUGCUUUGAGCUGGAAUGCGAUGACGAGCUAGCGUUCUCCUCGACCUCCUCCUUCUCUCCGUCGUAUCUGUCUCUUCUUUGUUUCUCUGCCCUGGCGCUCUCAAUUCACCUGCUGUUUGGUUGA
Trichomycterus rosablanca is the source of this 1383-nucleotide messenger RNA. It is a transcript of the gene rtn4rl2b, whose product is annotated as reticulon 4 receptor-like 2b. The record is from RefSeq and is a predicted model, not a curated record. Bases 1 to 1383 code for a protein of 460 amino acids. Lineage: Eukaryota; Metazoa; Chordata; Actinopteri; Siluriformes; Trichomycteridae. Gene Ontology annotation, molecular function: protein binding. The transcript has 3 exons.